AUGAGCAAUAACAAUCAAUCUAAUAAUCCCAAUUCAUCAAAUAGUUUACCAAUGUUUAAUUUUCCACCAUCACCUCUAACUUCUAUACCACCACCAUCAGCAGCCAAUGCUGCUAAUAUGUAUCAAUCAUAUAUGCAAGCUGCUAUGUAUGCAUUUCAUCAACAACAUCAACAACAAUUUUUUCAACAGAUGUUUUCUGUUCCUCCUCCACCUCUACCUACAUCUAACAUUCCAAAUAGACCAUCAAUAUCUGUAGAUAAUAAUAAACAGAAAAAAUCAACAGAUAGUAAACAAUUUUUAAAUUUAAAUAAUAAUUCUCAAGAUCGAAAACGAAAUUGUUUUCCUUCAUCUUCGUUACGUGAUAAUAAUAAUAGACAAAUAGGAAAUAAACGUCCAUAUGAACAAUCAUCUCGAAAUUUUGAACGUCGAGAACCACCAUUAUCAUCAAAAAGACGUCGAAUAAAUAAUAAUAAUACAAUUGAAGAUGAAUAUCAUGAUUCAAGUUCUGAUGACGAAGAAACAACAACAAAUGAUAUACCUACAACUAAAAUUAAACCACAAUAUGUACGUACAUGUGCAUCAGAAUUAUAUUAUAAACGUGAUGAACAAAAUUCUCGUCUGAUUCACGGAACACAAAAAUUGAAAGAUCUUUGCGCAAAAUUUCGUAGUGAAGUACUUGCACAACGUGAAAAAUUUCGAAAAGAAAAUAAAAUAUUCGAUGAACCUGAUCAUACAAAUAUUUUCCAUAAAGCAAAACAAUUUGGUUCACAUAUGAAAACUAAUAAACCUGAAAUGAAACCAAAAGAAAGUUCAAGUGAAAGUGGAGAAGAUGAUGAAGAAGCAGAAGAAAGUGAAGAAGAAGGAGAAGCAACAGCAGUGAGUUUAGCAAGUGAUAAUUUAUUAACGUUGGAAAUUGAACGUAAACAACAAGUAAUAAAUCGUUUACAUUCCGAACUUUGGUUUAAUGAAUAUAAACAAGGUAAUGAUGGUCCUGUAUGUCGAUGUAGUAAUGAUGAUCGAAAAUUUGGAAUUCGUCAUCAAAUGUUUUAUGGUGAAAAAUUAAUAAAUCCAUGUGAAAAAUGGAAUAAUAAUGCUGGUCGACUUUAUCAUUAUCGUAUUACUUUAGCACCAGAAACGAAUUUUAUUUUAAAAGAACCAACAGUGAUAAAUUAUGAUGAUCAUGAUUAUGUUUUUGAAGGUUUUUCCGUUCUUUCUCAUGUAUCAUUAGAAAAAGUGAAUGAUUGUAUUGUUGUUUAUCAUAAUAUAGAUUAUGCAAUUGGUUUAGAAGAAGAAACAUCUUUAGAACAUUAUACAAUUGAAGAAUUAGAUCUUAUUCAACAAUAUCUUCUUAUAGAUAUAUGUGAACUAUAUGAUAUUCAAUGGCGACCAUUGAAUAAUAAUAAUGAUACAUCAACUUGUACAUGUUAUCAUUUUUUUCCUCGUUUUGCUCGUAUUUUACCUGAUAAUGGCAAAGAAUUACUUCAUCCCGCUGAACAAAUACAAUAUUUUCUUAAACAUCUUAAACCUUUGAUGCCUAAUGAUUUACACACACGUUGUAAAUCCAUGUCUGUCGAUGCUUGGGAUAAAUAUGUAUCGAAAGUACAAGGUUCAAUUGUCUGGUUUCCAAAACAUCGUCCAGCUGCUAUUAGACUUGAUCAACUUGAUCGAGAAGAUAGUUCUUAUCCAGUUAUUGUUCAUUUUGGUAUUCGUCCUGCUGUUUUAUCUAUUCAGUAUAAUCAGGAAUAUCGUCAAGCAUAUAAAUCGUAUUUAAAAGUAUUUUUUCUUUUAAAAAAUCGUACACCAACUGAUGAAGAUAAAGCAAAUUUACGUGAUAAAGAACAACGUUUAAAACAAAUUGUUGCUAAACAUGCUGAACAAUUAAAACGUGAAAUUGUUGUUGAAAUUUCAUCUGAAUAUGCCUAUCGUACUGGUUUUAAAUCUGAUAUCAUUCAACAUUCAUUAUUAUUAUCAUCUUUACAUGAUCAUUUACGUUUUCAUCAAUCAUUAACAGAAUUAGAAAAUCAAUUAGUUGGAUAUAGAUUUCAAAAUCGUUGGUUAAUGCAAUUAGCAUUAACACAUCCAAGUGGAAAUUAUGUUCUACAUAAUAAUCUUGGUCCAAAUCCAGAUCAUGUUAAAAACACUUUGGCAAAUUGUCGAAUACGAAAUACAGUUUAUGGUGAUAGAAAACAAUUAUUUCGACCAAUAACUAAACGUGGUGUAUCGACAUUAUUUAAAAUAAUGGCUAAAAAAGCUAAAACAUGUGAACAUAUAUCAGAAAUAACAAAUUAUGAACGAUUAGAAUUUCUUGGCGAUGCUUUAUUAGAAUUUCUUGUAUCAAUCCAUUUAUUCUUUUUAUUUCCACAAUUUGAUGAAGGUCGUUUAUCAACAUUUCGUGUUGGAUUAAUUCAAAAUCAUUUUUUUACAUCAUUGGCACGUAAUCUUUGUUUACAACAUUUUAUUAUUUAUAAUCAUGGACCUGAUUUAUGUUCACAUUCAGCACUUAAUCAUGCAUUAGCUAAUUCAUUUGAAGCAUUAAUGGGUGCUAUUUAUCUUGAUGGUGGAUUGGCAAUUAUUGAUAAGAUUUUAUCGAAAAUUCUUUUUCAUCAAGAUAAACCUUUAAGUGAUAUAUGGGAUAGUUUAACACAAUAUCCAUUAAAAAUUCAAUAUCCAAUUAGUGAUAGACAUUUAAUUGAACAAGUACCUUUAUUACAAAAAUUAACUAAAUUUGAAGAAGAGAUUGGAGUAGAAUUUCAACAUAUUCGAAUGUUAGCUCAAGCUUUUUGUACUAGACCAAUACCUCAAAAUGAUUUAACAAUUGAAGACAAUGAACGAUUGGAAUUUCUUGGUGAUACUGUACUUAAUUUUGUUGUAAGUGAUUAUUUAUAUCGUCAUUUUCCUGAACAUCAUGAAGGUCAUUUAUCAUUAUUACGUUCAUGUACAGUAUCAAAUCCAACCCAAGCUGUGAUUUAUGAUGAAUUAGGUAUGCAAGUCUAUGUUGAUUAUGUUCGUGAACAACUUCGCAUAACAACACCGAAAAUAAUUGAAAAAUCUUUAAAAGCUAAAGCUGAUGUAUUUGAAGCAUUUAUAGCUGCUUUAUUUAUUGAUCAAGGUUUAGAAUCCAUUUAUGCAUUUUGUCGGGCAACAAUUUUUCCACGAUUACAAGAUUUUAUAUCAACACAACAUUGGAAUGAUCCAAAAUCAAAUUUACAACAUUGCUGUUUAGCAUUACGUGAUCCAAAUGAUCGAAAUCCUCCAUUACCUGAAUAUCGAGUUUUGAAAUCAAUUGGCUCAUCAAAUAAUGUUCAAUAUAAAGUUGGCGUUUUCUUUCGUAAACAACGUUUAUCUAUUGGUAGUGGACGAUCAAUACAUGAUGCUGAAAUGGCAGCUGCAAAAAAUGCAUUAGAACAACAUGCACAAAUGUUUCCAUUAUUACAUUAUCAAAAAUCUGUUUUAGCUUCAUCAAAUCAUCUUCAUCAUUCAAAACGAAAAAUAUCAAUAGCUUCAACAAUGAAUUCAAAUGAGAAUAAUCGUCAAAAACCAUUUUCAUUACGAAAUAUAAAAACAAGAAGUGAAGUUUCAGCAAUGAUAAUUACGUCAGCAAAAGUCAAACGUUAG
Molecule: messenger RNA, 3615 nt
Organism: Adineta steineri
Lineage: Eukaryota; Metazoa; Rotifera; Eurotatoria; Adinetida; Adinetidae
Source: the annotation of a GenBank genome assembly